This is a messenger RNA of Siniperca chuatsi (mandarin fish), 3998 nucleotides long. RefSeq names its product lisH domain-containing protein ARMC9. The record is from RefSeq and is a predicted model, not a curated record. NCBI's taxonomy places the organism in Eukaryota, Metazoa, Chordata, Actinopteri, Centrarchiformes, Sinipercidae. The transcript is spliced from 26 exons. Gene Ontology annotation, biological process: cilium assembly. The coding region runs from base 259 to 2796 and encodes 845 amino acids. Gene Ontology annotation, molecular function: protein binding. Gene Ontology annotation, cellular component: centriole; ciliary basal body; ciliary tip.
UGUACGGUUGCUAGCUAAUGGCUAGCGUUAGCGGACUAAUAUCAGUGUAGGUUAAGUGAACCCCAUAAGCUUUGUCGAAAAUGGAUUGUAUACAUUUCAGCUGCGGAUGAACAUGUUAAAAGCGACAUAAGCCUAUAUUCACCAAGUAAAUUAUGUGUGAAUAAGGCUCUGCAGAAUGCUUGCUGUAAGUACAAACGAAAUUUAAGGAGAGAACAGGUCUUUGCUGUCAGUAGGUGUUUAAAGGUUUUGGGCACUCACAUGAGUUCCAGGAAGGCAGCCAAGAUGGGGGACAUCUCGGCAACUGAAGCCGAUCUUCUUGGGAUGAUCAAGGAGUACCUUAAGUUUGAGGAAUUUGAAGAGACUGUUCACAGUUUCGACAAGGAGUGCAAAAUCAAAGGCAAGCUCGUCUCAAAGCCUCAAGGAAGUACUCUAAGAGACUCAAAGACCCGUGUCAUUCAGAAAGACCUCCUUAGCUCUUUUGAUGAUGGAGACCACAAAGUGUUCUUUGAACUGUGGACAGACAAUAUUCCCUCUGAGGUAAAAGACGCAGACGCCGAGGCCCAGAGCCUGGAGUUCUACCUUCACAUCCAUUUCACCAUCUAUCCACUGAGGAGGCACCCUGGUAGACAUGACCGAGCUGAGUUUGAGGAGAGGAUUUCACACUUCAAGCAGUUCCUGGAGACUCGGGGAGCAGCACUGAGUCAGACCACAAAGUUUCUGCCUUACUAUGCCUUGCCUUUCGUUCCCAACCCCACUGUCCACCCCUCCUUCAAAGAUCUUUUCCAGGAUUCCUGGUUACCACAGUUGAAAGAUAAGCUCGAACAGUUUCUGUCAGUGACACUGAAAACGUCCAACACCCCAAGGCUGCUGAAUUUAUAUAAGGAGGGAGGAAGGAGUACUAAAGAGGCCAUACAACAGUUACAGCUCCAACUGGUUGAAUCGGACCGGCGCAUCACUAGCUAUGUGCGGAAGUUCAACAAGAUGCAGGCCGACUACCACAACCUGAUUGGAAUCACUGCUGAGCUGGUCGACUCAUUGGAGGCCACCGUCAGCGGAAAAAUGAUCUCCCCUGAGUACCUGCAGAGUGUGUGUGUUCGCCUGUUCAGCAGCCAGAUGAGGCAGAGCGUGGUGCAGAGCACUGACUUUACCAGACCUGGCACUGGAUAUUACUCUAUGAGUCCCUAUGAUGAUGGCUAUGCCUCCUCGAUGCUACGAGCAUCCAUUGCACCGCAGAGAUCCAAGGAGGUGCCAAUGCUGCCCUCACUGGACUAUGAGAAGCUAAAAAAAGACCUAGUUGAAGGCCCAGACAGACUCAGGUCCCUGCUGCUUCAGGCGCUGCGCUGGAGACUGACUCGCUCACUCCCUGGUGAACAGAGGGACACAGUGCUUCAGGCCUAUAUCAGUAACGAUCUGCUGGAGCGCUACAGCAUUAAACAGAAAACCGUGCUUCAUUUAAUGAGAUCGAAGAACGAGAUUGUCCGCCAAUACAUGGCUCGUCUCAUCAAUGCAUUUGCUUCCCUUGCAGAGAGCCGGGUCUACCUCUCCCAAAUCCCCAUUCUUCUGAAACUUCUGACAGAGGCACUCAGGAGGGAGGAAAAAGACUCCCUGACUAGAGAGAAUGUGCUAGUGGCCCUGCAGAAACUCAGCCUCAGGAGGAGCCAGCAGACCGCCAUGAUAGCAGAUGAUCUGAUUGGCUGGCUGGUAGAUGAGCUGCAGGAUUCAGACUGCCUCAGUGACUACACCCUGGAGUACUCUGCAGCUCUCCUUAUGAACUUGUGUCUACGAACAAAAGGAAAAAGGAAGUGCGCAGAGAACGCCAAGCAUGUGCUAAAGGUUCUAACUGACCUCCUUGGACAUGAGAACCAUGAGAUUCGACCAUAUGUGAAUGGAGCCCUCUACAGUAUCCUGUGUAUUCCCUCUGUGAGACAGGAAGCCAAAGAGAUGAGCGUAGAGGAGAUUCUCCGCUGCUAUAGCAAGGAGGAGAACCCAGACCUCAACAGACAGAUUGAGUUCAUCAUUAAACAGCUGAACUCAGCUGAUGAAGAGGGGCCGGAGUCAGACGAUGAAGAAGAAGAAGAGGACGACAAUGAUGAAGAUUUAAUGGAGACAGACCUUGAUACAGAGGAAGUUCUCCAACCACAGCCCAGGGAACUGUCUGGGGAGAGUCUGCUCACCACUGAGUACCUGGGAAUUAUGACCAACAUGGCAAAAGUGAAGAGGAAGUCAAUCCCUGUGCCUCAACCAAGUGUUGAUGAACCCCUACAACGGCCAGUCACCCCGAGUUCUCAUCGUAAUGUCAACACGAUGGAUUAUCAAUCCGGCAGUCAGGGGGGUGAGGGUAGCAGGGACAGGGAAUAUCCUCUAAGCAGACAGAAUAGCGAGGAAGGAAGCCUACCUCCUUCCCGACACAACACCCGACCUCCUACACGCUCCGGCAGUCGCCCCAGCACUGCUGACUCCCUACGACACAGCAUCGACUCAGAGUGUGGCCGGUUGUCCCAGGAGUCAGAGUUAGAUGGGCCAUGUGAAGGGCGAGCCAGAAAAGGACUUUCCCAGGAGGAACACAAUGGACACUCUGCCAGUGGUGAUUAUAUUCCUGCAUUUGCAAGCCAGCCCAAGAUUCCCCGUACACCUGACACAGCAGCCAGCCAGAACAGUGCUCACCAGGGUCGAGGCCUGACUCUGGCACCCCAGUUUUCCCAGUCGGAGCCACAGCAGAGCAGCCGGCCAGGCUCUGCCAGCUCUUCGGGUGGAGGGGGGCGACAAAGUGGAAGCAGCCAGUCAAAGAGGAGGUGAAGAAGGAGCUGUCACCAUGGAGUAGCACUAUCCCCGGGAGCAUCUGGCUUCCUGUAACAUCAUCCCCCCCCCCCAGGUUGUGAUCAGGGUCAGGGCAACAGAGAUGGACGAGGAUCAGCAGCAGGAGGAAGAGAGGCUUAAACAAUGUGAUGGAUUGUGGCUCUGCUCCCCCCCCUUGCUUCGGCACAGACUUCUUCUGUAACAUGAUAUGAGGUCAGACAAUAGUCACAACCCCCAGGUGAUAGUUGGCAGACCUGAAUAUGUGCAAUAUCCUCCAGCCAUGACAAAAUUCAUGUGAAACAAGAUGCAAGUACUCUGAUUCGAAAGUAUAGCUCUUAGUUGGGGCAGUACGAGAGAAAAUAUUUGAUCACCUUUCUCUGUCUGCCUACUGGCUUACUGGUUUUCUGACACAAGCACAUUACUUGCCAUUUUCUUCACAUGAUUAGGGAUAAACAGAGUCCCAGAGAUGCCUCUUUUUGUUGAUAAAUCCUCAAUAUCUGCACUUUCAAGUUCAGACUUAAGGACAGUGUGGUUUCACCUGGUUUUAACUACAUGUAAACUGUGGAUUAAUGGUUCAGGAAACUGGACAUGACUAGGCAUAGAAAUAAAAUGUUUGAUAAUCUUCCUGUGAUUAUCACAAAGUUUAAUUCAUUUAAUAAGGCAUGGCAAGGAGGUUUUUUUGUGUUUGAAUUGAGUGUACAGAUGUUUUAAAAACAAGUGAUACAAAAGCUCAUUUGCAAAGUUCUCAUUUUGAUUCUACAAAUCAAUAAUCUUCUGAAUUUCACUAGGUACUGUAUAUAUUGACUUUUGACUGUGGUGGAAAAUAUCCGUCCACAUAAAUAAAUAAUUUGCUUUUCAAAUGUAAAACAUGGUCUCAUAUCAGAGUAGCUGCUCUUGUUUAAUUUAUGCUCCAGGAAAUGUUUACAAGAAAGACACAGGUUUUGAGUGGUCAGGCUAGUGCACGUAUUUCAAAAAUAUUAGGAACUGCUUAUUGCUAUUAAUAUACACUACCAUCCAUACAACUUGAAUUUAUGUGAAUGUCUUAAAUCCAGCAUUGGUUGCAUUGUACAUUUGCACUGUUUUCCAGGUGUCAUGACGUACAGUAUAUUUAUGUUAAUUGCUACAUUAUUGUUGUAACGCAUUUUGAUAGCAAUUGAUUUUGAUACUUUUUAAGUGGUUUUAAAUAAAUGUGUGACAUGUCA